Molecule: messenger RNA, 4389 nt
Organism: Trichomycterus rosablanca
Lineage: Eukaryota; Metazoa; Chordata; Actinopteri; Siluriformes; Trichomycteridae
Gene: ptprt
Product: protein tyrosine phosphatase receptor type T
Exons: 31
Coding region: 48-4214 (1388 amino acids)
Biological process (GO): protein dephosphorylation
Cellular component (GO): membrane
Molecular function (GO): protein binding; protein tyrosine phosphatase activity
Source: RefSeq, a predicted model, not a curated record
CCAAUGACUUCUCCUGGGAGCAAGUCAACACCUGGGAGAGGCCUACCAUGGAUGCCACUGUUCCCACAGGCUCCUUUAUGAUGGUGAAUACAUCUGGCCGUGUUUCAGGCCAGAGGGCCCAUCUCCUCCUUCCAACGCUCAAAGAAAAUGACACACAUUGCAUCAACUUUCAUUAUUCACUCUCAAACUGGGAUGGACUCAGUCCUGGAGUACUAAAUGUUUACGUCAAGGUGGACAAUGGGCCACUGGGAAACCCUGUGUGGAACACUUCAGCACCCGUGAGUGAAGGAUGGGUCAAGGCUGAGCUGGCCAUUAGCACCUUCUGGCCAAACUCCUACCAGGUCAUUAUUGAAGCAGUGUCAAUGCAAGGACAUAGUGGCUAUAUCUCGGUGGAUGAGAUCCAUGUUCUCGCUCACCCCUGCCGAAAGACACCUCAUUUUCUUCGGCUUCAAAAUAUUGAGGUGAAUGUGGGUCAGAAUGCUACCUUCCAGUGCAUAGCAGGGGGCAAGUGGUCACAAGAGGACAAAUUAUGGCUUCAGCAAUGGAAUGGGAAGGACACUUCUUUGAUGAUGACUCAUUCUAUGAACCAGCGGCGAUUCUCCGCCACAGUACGUGUGGCUGACACAACUCACCGUGGCACUAGUCGGUACCGCUGCAUCAUCCACUCUGAUGGAGGCUCCGGAGUGUCAAACUAUGCUGAACUUAGCGUGAAAGCUCCACCAACUCCAAUUGCCCCUCCUGAACUUCUUUCAGUUGGUGCCACCUACUUGUGGAUCAAGCCAAAUGCUAACUCUAUCAUUGGUGAUGGGCCCAUCAUCCUCAAAGAGGUAGAGUACCGCACAACCACUGGCAACUGGGCUGAGACUCACAUUGUGGAUGCACCAACAUACAAACUGUGGCACCUAGAUCCGGAUGUGGAAUAUGAAAUAAAGGUUUUACUGACACGACCAGGAGAAGGAGGUACUGGCCCUCCAGGACCUCCACUUAUCACACGCACCAAGUGCGCUGAUCCAGUAAAUGGCCCUCAGAACGUAAAAGUGGUUGAUGUCCGCGCACGCCAACUGAGAUUGGAGUGGGAUUUGUUUACAUAUGCUGUGACACGCUGCCACAGCUUCAACCUGACUGUGCAGUAUCAGUACAUCUAUAACCAGCAGGAGGUUGUAGCCGAGGAGCUCAUUCCCACCUCCUCCCACUACAUCCUAAAAGGACUUCGGCCCUUUGUGACUGUCAGACUAAGAAUGGUGUUAGCAAACCCAGAGGGCAGCAAAGAGAGUGAGGAGAUUAUCAAACAGACAGAGGAAGAUGUGCCUGGCCCUGUUCCUAUGGAGUCCAUUCAGACAGGCCCAUAUGAGGAGAAGAUCUUCAUGCAGUGGAAGGCUCCCAAUGAGACCAAUGGCAUUAUCACCCUUUAUGAGGUCACAUAUAAGGCUCUAAGCUCUCUCGACCCCAGUGUUCAUCUGAGCACCCAGCAUGGUCGGGUAUUCAAGCUACAAAAUGAGACACAUCAUCUCUUUGUGGGACUGUACCCUGGUACUACCUACUACUUCACUUUAAAAGCUAGCACUAGCAAAGGUUUUGGACCACCUGUUACUGCACGCAUAACCACCAAGAUUGCAGCUCCAUCAAUGCCUGAUUAUGAAACUGAUUCUCCUCUUAAUGAGACAGACACCACAAUUACAGUCCUUUUAAAACCUGCUAAAUCACGGGGUGCUCCUGUCAGUGCAUACCAAGUGGUGGUCCUUAAAGACCGAAAGCAAAGGGUACGACGGACUACAGAAUCCACAGAAUGCUUCUCAAAACCUGUUAGCUUCCGCAAUGCUUCCAUCUUAAACUCAGCAUAUUACUUUGCAGCUGAGCUCACCCCAGUUAACCUACCGGUAGUACAACCUUUCACCAUAGGUGACAACAAGACAUACAAUGGUUAUUGGAAUGCCCCAUUGUCUCCUGCCAGGAGCUACAGCAUUUACUUCCAGGCUAUGAGCAGAGCCAAUGAGGAAACCAAGAUCAACUGUGUACGUCUUGCAGCCAAAGGUGCAUCUACCCAUAAUUCCAAUGCUCUGGAGCCUGAAAAACAGGUGGACAGCACAGUAAAAAUGGCAGGUGUAAUUGCUGGCAUCCUUAUGUUUAUCAUUAUUCUCUUGGGUGUGAUUCUUACCUUCAAGCGCAGAGAAAUCCACACCUGGAGAACAAUGAAUGUGGGAAGAAAUGAGUAUUCCUACUCUUAUUACCUGAAACUGGCAAAGAAACAGAAGGAUACAACCAACAGCAGCACACAGAGAGAGAUGGAACAUGUGAGCAUGGCUGAUAAAAGCGUUGGAAAAGUUAGCACUCUCCAGAAGGAAGACCCUUUCUCCACCAGCAAUCAAGAACUCAACAGAUUCGAGGGCAGCCACAGUGAAAUAUCACAGCCAUCUCUAACCAUUCAGUCAUACCCAUAUGGGGGUUGUGAGUCAAUGGAGAUGUCCUACCAGGCAGGCAAGAUCCAACCCGCCAUACGUGUAGCUGACCUCCUCCAGCACAUCACACAAAUGAAGCGUGGUGAAGGCUAUGGGUUUAAGGAGGAGUAUGAGAGUCUAGCAGAUGGACAAACUGCUCCAUGGGAUACAGCCAAAAAGGAGGAGAACCGCAACAAGAAUCGCUAUGGCAACAUCAUUGCUUAUGAACACACUCGAGUUAGGAUGCAACUGCUGGAAGCUGACUCGCACUCCGAUUAUAUCAACGCCAACUAUAUAGAUGGUUACCACAGACCAAAGCAUUACAUUGCUACACAAGGUCCCAUGCAAGAGACAGUGAGAGAUUUCUGGAGAAUGGUCUGGCAAGAGAACUCUGCCAGCAUUGUCAUGGUAACCAACCUGGUGGAAGUAGGCAGGGCGAAGUGUGUCCGAUAUUGGCCUGAUGAAACUGAAGUGUAUGGUGAUAUUAAAGUGAUUCUCACUGAGACAGAACCUCUGGCCGAGUAUGUCAUCCGCACCUUCGUUGUCCAAAAGAAGGGACAUCAUGAGAUCCGGGAAAUCCGUCAGUUCCAUUUCACCAGCUGGCCAGAUCAUGGUGUCCCCUGCUAUUCUACUGGGCUGCUUGGCUUUAUCCGGCAAGUCAAGUUUCUCAACCCACCUGAUUCUGGGCCUAUGGUUGUCCACUGCAGUACUGGGGCAGGAAGAACAGGUUGUUUUAUAGCAGUUGAUAUUAUGUUGGACAUGGCAGAAAAUGAGGGAGUGGUGGACAUAUUUAACUGCAUAAGAGAGUUACGCUCACAGCGAGUCAGUAUGGUUCAAACUGAGGAGCAGUAUGUUUUUGUACACGAUGCUAUCUUAGAGGCUUGUCUGUGUGGGAACACAUCCAUCCCUGUUUGUGACUUUAGAGCCAUCUACUACAACAUUAGCAGAUUGGAUCCCCAAACCAACUCCAGCCAGAUCAAAGACGAGUUUCAGACACUAAAUAUUGUCACACCACAUGUUCGUCCGGAAGACUGCAGCGUGGGACUCCAACCCCGUAACCAUGAUAAAAAUCGCAACAUGGAUAUAGUAGCUGUUGAUCGCUGUCUCCCUUUUCUUAUCUCCAUGGAUGGGGAAUCAACCAACUACAUUAAUGCAGCACUAAUGGAUAGUCAUAAACAACCAGCAGCCUUCAUUGUGACCCAGCACCCACUACCCAACACAGUGUCAGACUUUUGGAGGCUAGUGUUUGACUACAACUGCUCCUCCAUCGUGAUGCUAAAUGAAAUGGAUGCUGCUCAGUUAUGCAUGCAAUACUGGCCAGAGAAGAACUCAUGUUGUUAUGGCCCCAUUCAAGUGGAGUUCAUGUCUGCUGACAUUGAUGAAGACAUCAUUAAUCGGGUCUUCAGAAUCUGCAACAUAGCACAGCCACAGAGUGGAUACCGACUGGUCCAACACUUCCAAUUCAUUGGCUGGCCAGCAUACAGAGAAAUUCCACUGUCCAAACGCUCUUUUCUGCAGCUGGUCACACGCCUGGCUAAGUGGCAAGAGCAGUAUGAUGGAGGAGAUGGGCGCACUGUAGUCCACUGCUUGACUGGUGGAGGGCGUAGUGGGACAUUUUGUGCUGUACAUAGCAUCUGUGAGAUGAUUCAGCAGCAGAACAUUGUUGAUGUGUUCCACACAGUGAAGAUGCUUAGAAACAACAAGGCCAACAUGGUCGAGACUAUGGAGCAGUACAAAUUCUGCUACGAGGUAGCUCUGGAAAACCUUAACUCCUUCUGAAAGAAGAACUGUGAGCAGAUUAACAAGAAAACAAAGGAGCAGUCAUGAGAAUCAAAAAGCCACAUUACAGACUAACCCACUAGCCAUGUUGUUCUUGUUAGCAGCACAGUAAACAAAAGGAUGAUUUACACUGUUUACAUGAGCCUCUGUAAGUUAGUGCACAAAGAGUGGAAAA